AUGACCAAAAGUGACUGGGAUCCACGUGUUAGUUCUCCUAUUUCUAGGAUACCUCAUCCUAUGGUACACGAUGCAUCCUACUACGCUAAAUGUAUGUUAGGAGGCGUAUUAUCUUGUGGAAUAACUCAUACCUUGGUAACUCCACUAGAUGUCACCAAAUGUAAGAUGCAAACGAAUCCACAAGUAUACAAGGGGCUUUUGUCUGGUCUGGGACUCAUACUAAGACAGGAAGGCGCAGGUGGAUUGGUUAAGGGGUGGCGUCCCACUCUCGUUGGUUAUUCUCUUCAGGGAUUGGGUAAAUUCGGCCUUUAUGAGUUUUUCAAAGACUUUUAUGCAAGAAAGAUCGGAGAAGAGAACGCAGCCAAAUACAAGGGAACUAUGUGGUUGGCAGCUUCUGCUUCCGCUGAAGUUUUUGCUGAUAUCAUGCUUUGUCCUAUGGAAAUGGUAAAAGUUAAGGUCCAGACCGCGCCGUUGAAUGAGAAAUGGCCGACAAGCUUGCUUGGAGCUACUUCAAAGAUGUAUGCAGUUAGAGCGGAUUCUAAAUUUCCAUUUGGAAGCUUGAGACCUCUUCUCAGCCGUCAAGUACCCUAUACUAUGGCAAAAUUCUACUUCUUUGAAAAGGUUGUACAGCUUUUCUACGAUCACAUUUUUACCAAACCAAAGAACGAAUACUCUAAACAGACACAACUUGGAAUCACAUUUGCGUCAGGAUAUUUGGCUGGAAUUAUUUGUGCUGUUGUUUCGCAUCCCGCCGACACUCUUGUUUCUCAAAUGGGAAAAGCCGAGAACAAAGGCAAAGGAUUUGGACAAAUGGCCAAAGAAGUUGGUGCAUUUAAUUUGUUUACUCGCGGUUUGGGUACUAGGGUGAUUAUGAUUGGCACACUUACUGGCUUACAAUGGUGGAUUUAUGAUACUUUCAAGUCAUUCAUGGGCAUGGGAACGAGUGGGGGUGGUUCCACCAAGAAAUAG
Messenger RNA from Theileria equi strain WA, 969 nucleotides. Its product is annotated as mitochondrial phosphate carrier protein, putative. NCBI's taxonomy places the organism in Eukaryota, Apicomplexa, Aconoidasida, Piroplasmida, Theileriidae. The transcript is spliced from 5 exons. Gene Ontology annotation, molecular function: phosphate transmembrane transporter activity. The coding region runs from base 1 to 969 and encodes 322 amino acids. Gene Ontology annotation, biological process: mitochondrial phosphate ion transmembrane transport. Gene Ontology annotation, cellular component: mitochondrial inner membrane. The record is from RefSeq and is a predicted model, not a curated record.